ACCACCACCACCAACAACAACAACAAAAGUCCUAUAACCUUGUGAAACACGUUUCAGCACUGUAGAACUCCUACGAGAAGAGGCCUCCUCAGUCAAACAACACCUCCUAUCCAAUACCCGUCGUGCCGAGCCGUGUAUGCGCCUUAGUGGGGUCUUGUUCAACCGCGCGCUUUUGGAUGGAGAUGGAGAUAUUCAGGGGUUCUUGUAAGAAGUGGACUCUUACGCUGCAUUGCAUGUGCAUUGCAGUCGUGGCAGCUUCAAAAUCCUUUUCUCGCGGUUCACUCGGUCUUGGAGGGUCUUGGCUUUUGUGCGGAGGCGCAUGCGUGAGGCCUCUCGUGAAUCACUGUCGAUAAUAUAUAUAGUUCUUGACUUCUCACAUAACUUGAUAUUAUUCCUGCAUCUACAACUUCACAUCAUACUUCUUACUUCACAUCCAAAUCAGCCAAAAUGGUCAACUUUCACGAGAGCUCUUCUGACAUCGAGCUUGAGGACGGUCACAUCCUCGUCGCUCAGUGCAACGAUGCUGAUGGUGAGCCUCAAGAGUCUCGUCUUGAUCUCGACUACUACAUCGGCAACAACGACGGUGCCUUCUACUGGGGUGGCGAGGGCUUCUCUGGCUCUGCUUCCGACAUCACCUUCUCGCUCGAGGGCGACGACAACGUCCCUGUCCUCCGCGCUCUUCUCAACCCCGUUGAUGGUGACCCUGUUGAGGCUGAUCUCAACCUCGCUGAGUGCAUCGGCAACGACAACGGCACUCUCGUCUAUGUCCCUCCCCAGUAAGCGAAGUUACGACUUUGAAGAAAGAAUACAGGCGGAAAGACAGUCAAACAAAUGAAGUAAAAUCACCAACUAUUAUUUCCUAUUCUCGGUGAAUACAGAGCUGAGAUGUGAAUGUCAAUAACUCAAAUCCGAUUUCGUGUAGCC
Fusarium verticillioides 7600 is the source of this 924-nucleotide messenger RNA. RefSeq lists its product as hypothetical. The coding region runs from base 320 to 835 and encodes 171 amino acids. Lineage: Eukaryota; Fungi; Ascomycota; Sordariomycetes; Hypocreales; Nectriaceae. The record is from RefSeq and is a predicted model, not a curated record. The transcript has 3 exons.